Molecule: messenger RNA, 2064 nt
Organism: Auanema sp. JU1783
Lineage: Eukaryota; Metazoa; Nematoda; Chromadorea; Rhabditida; Rhabditidae
Source: the annotation of a GenBank genome assembly
AUGCCACAGAAAGAAAUUGAGCGUUCGCUAGAGGAUUGUUUGUUAGAGUUUGCGAAAGCUGAUGAUCGUGUUGUUAGAGAUGCUCUUGCAGCUGGACAUGACUUGAGAGAUUUUUCCGUCCAAGUAAAGGAUGAACUAACAGAAGCGCAUAAAGAAGCUGUCAAAGAUUGUAUAGCUAAUGCUGAUCAGUUAACUGAACUCCAUAACCAGAUUGUCUCCUGCGACUCAGUUUUUGAGCGAUUAGAAAAAAUGCUCAUUAGUUUCCAAAAUGAUCUGGGUGCGAUUAGUGAUGACAUGAAGAGAUUACAAGAUCAAUCAGUUUCCAUACAUCAAGAGCUGGAUAAUCGGCAGAAAGUGAGAGCUGAACUGAGCCAGUUUGUAGAUGAUAUUGUAGUUCCUCAAGGAAUGAUCAAAACUAUCAUGGAAUGUGAUCCGAGUGAUAUAACAUAUCUUGAACAACUUCAUGAGCUUCAGCAUAAGCUUCAGUUCAUAAGAUCACAAGAAUAUCAAGAAGCUAGAGCUGUAAAUGAUGUGGCUGGAAUAUUAGAAAGCUUGAAGUAUAAGGCUAUCGAGAAAAUCCGAGAGUGGAUUUUACAGAAAAUUUAUUUAUUUCGAAGAGCUUUGUCAAAUUACCAGGUUCCGCAACACCAGCUUCUUAAAUAUAGAUUUUUCUACGAGUUUCUGCUGGUGAACGAGAAUAACAUAGCGGCGGAGAUCCAAGAAGAGUACAUCGACACGAUAGGAAAAGUGUUUUUCUCUUAUUUCAAGGCUUAUAUAUCUCGAUUGUUCAAGUUAUUGAUGGUUGAUUCUGCUACGAAAGAUGAUCUGCUGGGUGCUGAAGAUGUUGUGAAAAUGAGCACACUAGGAGGUUUGUUCUCUUCAAAGCCACAGGUGAGAAACCGAGCAACCGUUUUUUCACUCGGAUCGAGGCAUUUGAUGCUAACGGAUGAGUUCGAUGCUAAGCUUAUUGUGCCCCAUGUUUCUCAAGAGCAACAAGUCAAGUAUCAAUUUGAAUCUCUAUUCCGAUCUAUUCAUCUGGCUUUCGUUGAUCAUUGUAGUCACGAGUUUAUGUUUGUGGCUGACUUUUUCGGUAUGCAGAAGCAGGAUACCGUUGAGUUACACGCUAAGAUCAUGAGUCGAGCUGUUACACUCCUAAUCCGAUCUCUGGAUGAACGGAUAGCUUUCAACUUCGAUGCAAUCUCUUUAUACCUUUGUAUCUGCUUGUGUGAUAAAUUUCAAUCUCUUCUUGGUGACCGAGGAGUUCCUUCAAUGAUAGGUUAUUGGGACACAAUUCGUUUACAACUGUGGAUUAGGUUCGAACAAGUUAUGAACAUGCAUAACACGAGCGUAAAAACACUAGAUGUUAAGAAGAUGUCCAGUCCAAUUGAUACUAGGCCCCACUACAUCAUCCGACGUUAUGCUGAAUUGACGUGCGCCUUCCUCGUCAUCACGGAGACCAAUGGGAAAGAAAUUGAUUCGAGACUAUUGAAAGCACUCGAGACAUGUGAAGACGCCGUGGAACAACUCCUGAAUCGGAUGGCUGCAACACUUUCAAAUCAACGUGAUCAGCUUGUUUUUUUAAUAAACAACUACCACAUGAUCAUAAAUAUAAUUGAUGAAAAAGUUGUGCAAGACAGUCGAAUUCAUUCAAUCAUUCACGAAUUGGAACAAAAAGCAAUCGGAGAGUUCGUAGAGGCUACCCUUUCACCCCACUUUAAACAACUGAUUUCGUUUGUUAAAGCGUGUGAGCCUUUGAUCCAAAACGGCCAUACUCACUUAUUAGGAAGAGACUAUCAAGAUAAGCUGGCCGUAGUGGUUCAGUCUUUUUCCACCAAUUGGAAGAAGUCUAUCGACGAAAUAAAUGGGGAGAUCGUGAAGUCGUUCACAGAUUUCAAACACGGAACUAACAUCUUACAGAGUGCUUUCACUCAAUUAGUCCAAUAUGUACAACGCUUCACGAAGAUAGUGUCUCAUGAAGUGUUUCGCGACAAUCAAGCAAAGAAUGGCAUGGUCAACAUCCAUCACAUCAUGGUGGAAUUGAAGAAAUAUAAGCCAGUUUAUUAA